Messenger RNA from Neomonachus schauinslandi (Hawaiian monk seal), 3097 nucleotides. It is a transcript of the gene TSNARE1, whose product is annotated as t-SNARE domain containing 1. The record is from RefSeq and is a predicted model, not a curated record. The transcript has 13 exons. Gene Ontology annotation, cellular component: nucleus; membrane. Gene Ontology annotation, biological process: vesicle-mediated transport. Lineage: Eukaryota; Metazoa; Chordata; Mammalia; Carnivora; Phocidae. The coding region runs from base 70 to 2487 and encodes 805 amino acids.
AUUCAGCGGUCCUUUGCUGACGGCACCCGAGCUCUGUGGGAAGGCAGUGGCCCUGGUGUCUGUAAGAAGAUGUCCUACGGAUCCAUCGCUGGCAGUGGUGGCCCGGGGAGCCAUGGCCCUUUUGGGGGACCCUCCAGGCAAGGCUAUCAGCCCCUAGAAUGCGCUGAAUGUCGGACCGAGUACGGAACCCGCCAUUUCCCCUGCCUGUCGCCAGAGAGCAGCCCGCAGGACCCCUGUGUGGGCCAGGACGGGGAAGGUGAUCUGGGGUCGGCGGGCACGCCCAGAGGCCCGAGGGCCAGGAAGCGAGGGCCAGGGGUCACUCCUGAAGGCAGUGGGGCACCGGGGCCCACCUCGCUGCCCGCUGCUGGCCCGAGGAAGGACUGCACCCGUGGGGCCCGUGGCCGGCUGGCGGGGCCCAGUGCCACGCGGGCCAAGAAGAGGAAGCCCAACUUCUGCCCACAGGAGACGGAGGUCCUGGUGUCCAAGGUCAGCAAGCACCACCAGCUGCUGUUCGGUCCGGGGCUGCUGAAGGCCGAGCCGGCCCGCAGGUACUGUGUGUGGAGCUGCAUCCUGCAGGCCGUGAACGCCCUGGGCUACUGCCGCCGCGACAUCGUGGACCUCAAGCACAAGUGGCGGGACCUGCGUGCCGUCGUGCGGCGCAAACUGGGUGACCUGCAGCGUGUGGCCCACGGCCCCGGCGGGCCCCAGGCCCUGGCCCUCACGCCCGUGGAGCAGGCGGUGGCCAAGACCUUCUCCUGCCAGGCCCUGUCCCCCGAGGGCUUCGGCCCGGAGCCGCUCCCAGCCACCCAGGUGGACCCAGCUGACCUCCAGGAGCUGUUCCAGCAGACGUCGGCCAGCGUCUUCCGAAUCAACUCCAAUGUGACCUCCUUGGAGCAGAGCCUCCAGGCCCUGGGGACGCCGAAUGACAUGCAGGAGCUGAGGGAGAGCCUGCACACGGUGCAGCAGGAGACCAACAAGACCAUUGAGGCCAGCACCAGUGCCCUGAGGCAGAUGUCGGCGCUCCUGCGGGGCUGCUCCCGGGUAUCCCACCUUCUCCCUUUGCAGCAGGAGUGUGUUCAGCUGGACCGCCUGAAAACUCAGCUCUCGGAUGCCAUUCAGCGCUAUGGCGUGGUGCAGAAGAAAAUUGCAGAGAAGUCCAGAGCCCUGCUUCCCACGGCACAGCGGGGUGGCAAACAGCAGAGUCCCCGGGCGCCUUUUGCUGAGCUGCCUGAUGAUGAAAAGAUCUUUAAUGGGGGUGACAGCAUGUGGCAGGGCCAGGAGCAGGCGCUGCUUCCGGAGAUCACAGAGGAGGACCUGGGGGCCAUCCGGCUGCGUGAGGAGGCCAUCCUGCAGAUUGAGAGUGACUUGUUGGAUGUCAAUCAGAUCAUCAAGGACUUGGCCUCUAUGGUGUCAGAGCAAGGGGAUGCCAUAGGGUCCGGCAGCAGCAACACGUCCCGGCAGAGCUCCAGCCCAGAGCCAGCCGUGACGGCCCUGCUGCCCGGGCUGGGCUGUGCGCCCCUGCGGCGGGGCCUCCACUCCCGCACCAAGACGCGCAAGCCCAACUUCAGCCCCCAGGAGACGGAGGUGCUGGUGCAGAGGGUGGCACGCCACCACCCGCUGCUGUUCGGGGCGCUGCGGGGCACGCCCUCCCGGAAACACCGCGUGUGGAGCAAGAUCCUGCAGGCGGUGAACGCGCUGGGCUACUGCCGGAGGGACCUGGGCGACCUCAAGCACAAGUGGAGGGACCUGCGAGGGGCGGUGCGCAAGAAACUGGCAGAGCGCCCACGGGCCCCCGGCCUCAUCCUUACCCCUGUCGAGCGCAUGGUGGCCGAGACCUUCUCAGCCCCAGGCCCCCUAGGCGAGGGCCAGGCUGCCGAGCCCCUGCCAACGGACGAGGAGGAUGAGACCCCCAGCUGCCUCUGGCUACCCCUGCGGACUCUGGAAGGGCCGAGCCUGCCUGAACCUGACCCCUUGGACCUACGAGGAACUAUCCCUGCGCCUACCUCCUCGCCCUCCCCACCGGCCUCCCCAGCCUCCCCAGCCUCGGUGCCUCCUGCGGCUGCGUUCCCAGGGGCUCUUGGGCCCUCCCCGCCCUCCACUGCACCACCCCCACCCCCUGGGAGGCCCGCGGGGGAGGCCUCCGAGUUUGAGCAGCGGUUGCUGGACUCCCAUCGGCGACAGGGAGCCCUGCUCUCCCACUGGUCCCAGCAGCAGAGCGCACUGAUGGCCCAGCAGAACCUGCUGCUGCAGAGGCUGGUGGAGCAGAGCCAGCGGCUGGCCGACGGCAUGGAGGCCCUCAACCGGACCCUCGAGAAGCUGGUGGAGGCCUGCCCGGGGCGGGGAUCCUCGCCCCCUGUUGUGGAUGGCACCCCUGCUGGCGGAGCGGCCUGUGGGCCCACCAGAGGCUCCCAGAGCAGCCCCCAGGGCCCCCACCCAGGCCUGGAGGUCUUCUCAGGGAUGAUCCUGAAGGUGGAGGAGGAGGUCUAGGGUCUGGCCCCCAGAGGACUGCACACAGCAGGGACUCCAGCCCUUCUGGGAGGUGGGCUGGGCGACAGCCGGGCAGAGUUGGGGCCUCGACGGAGCCAUCGAGGACAAAGGACACCUUCAUAGGCAUUGUCUGUGGGGCUCAGUGACAUGCAGGGAAAGGCUCUGGGGCCGGUCUGUGGGUCCUGGGCAGAAGUUACUCAGGGACGUUGUGGCUGGAGGAGGCGGACGGGCGCUGGCUGAGCCCAGCCUCUGCUCCCCAUUCCGUGCUCUCACCGGCUGCACUGAGUGCCUUGGAGGCCAGCGCUGGCACCUCCCUGUGGCUGCACGCCUGGGGUGCCCCCUCGAAGCCACCUCCUCCUGCUCCUCCUGGAUGUGUGGGGUCUGCGGGCUGGGCUCCGGCACUUCCCUCGAUUCUGCCAAGGGUACCACAUCUCGUGGGCCUGCAGUCAUUUCUCCCAGUUUAGAUCUGUGGUGUGAUAGACACAUGGACGCGUAUGUGUGACUUGGUACUGUAUGGGGGGAUGCCAUUUUGUACCUCCUGAUUUUCUUGCAAAAAAAUUAUUUUUCUUAUAUAAGCAUAAAAUAAUGAAAAAGUCAGGAACUGUAAUGA